AUGUUUGAAGCUAUUCCCAAAGCGGAUGCAGUUUUGCUAAAGUGGAUAUUGCAUGACUGGAGUGAUGAAGAAUGCAUAAAGAUAUUGAUGCGAUGCAAAGAGGCAAUCCCGAGUAAGGAAAAUGGAGGAAAACUAAUCAUCAUAGACAUGGUGGUGAAGACUCACAAAGAGGACAACAAUUUACUCAUGACUCAACUCUAUUUUGACAUGCUUAUGAUGACUGUUCUGACAGGAAAAGAGAGGAGCGAAAAAGAAUGGGCAAAGCUCUUACUUGAUGCCGACUUUAGAGACUAUAAAAUAACUCCAAUUUUGGGGUUAAGAUCUCUUAUUGAAGUUUAUCCCUAG
Lactuca virosa is the source of this 345-nucleotide messenger RNA. NCBI's taxonomy places the organism in Eukaryota, Viridiplantae, Streptophyta, Magnoliopsida, Asterales, Asteraceae. The record is from the annotation of a GenBank genome assembly.